Messenger RNA from Budorcas taxicolor (takin), 1209 nucleotides. It is a transcript of the gene LPGAT1, whose product is annotated as lysophosphatidylglycerol acyltransferase 1. Gene Ontology annotation, molecular function: acyltransferase activity. The record is from RefSeq and is a predicted model, not a curated record. The coding region runs from base 1 to 1209 and encodes 402 amino acids. Lineage: Eukaryota; Metazoa; Chordata; Mammalia; Artiodactyla; Bovidae. The transcript is spliced from 9 exons. Gene Ontology annotation, cellular component: endomembrane system.
AUGACCGCGACCCCCCGGCCGAGGACCCCCGCCCCCGCGCUCCGCCGCCCGCCGCCCGCGCCAGCUGAGCAAGACAGGACAGACUUCGAUGUGAGAAUGGCUGUGACUCUGGAAGAAGCUCCGUGGCUGGGCUGGAUCUUGGUGAAAGCCCUGGUGAGGUUUGCCUUCAUGGUCGCCAACAACCUGGUUGCGAUUCCAUCCUACCUCUGCUAUAUAAUCGUGCUUCUGCCCCUUCGACUGCUGGACAGCAAGCGGUACUGGUACCUUGAAGGAAUGAUGUACAAAUGGCUUUUAGGAAUGGUGGCUUCUUGGGGAUGGUAUGCUGGAUAUACAGUGAUGGAGUGGGGGGAAGAUGUUAAAGCAAUUUCAGAAGAUGAAGCAGUCAUGUUGGUGAACCAUCAGGCAACAGGAGAUGUGUGCACUCUGAUGAUGUGCCUCCAGGACAAAGGACUGGUUGUUGCUCAGAUGAUGUGGUUGAUGGAUCAUAUUUUUAAAUACACAAACUUUGGAAUUGUUUCUCUAAUUCAUGGAGACUUCUUUAUAAGACAGGGAAAAUCUCAUCGUGACCAACAGCUUCUUCUUCUUAAGAAGCACCUAGAAAAUAAUUACAGGAGCAGAGAUCGAAAAUGGAUUGUUCUGUUUCCAGAAGGGGGCUUCCUCAGGAAGAGGCGAGAAAUCAGUCAGUCAUUUGCCAAGAAAAAUAACUUGCCGUUUCUUACACAUGUCACUUUGCCAAGAGUUGGGGCAACAAAAAUUAUUUUGCGUGCACUUGUAGCACGACAGGAAAAUGGAAGUCCAGCAGGAGGAGACGCUAAGGAAUUAGACAACAAAUCAAAAGGCCUCCAGUGGAUAAUAGAUACAACCAUAGCUUAUCCCAAAGCUGAACCCAUAGAUAUUCAAACCUGGAUCCUUGGAUACAGGAAACCAGCAGUCACACAUGUACAUUACAGAAUCUUUCCAGUUAAAGAUGUACCCCUGGAGACUGAUGACCUUUCUGACUGGCUCUAUCAGCGUUUUAUUGAAAAAGAGGACCUCUUAUCGCAUUUUUAUGAAACAGGGGCUUUUCCACCUCCCAAGGGCCAUAAGGAAGCUGCUUCCAGGGAGAUGACCCUCAGCAAUAUGUGGAUACUUCUCAUACAGUCUUUUGCGUUUUUGUCAGGCUACAUGUGGUACAGCAUCUUCCAGUACUUUUACCAUUGCCUGUUUUAG